Molecule: messenger RNA, 4597 nt
Organism: Onychomys torridus (southern grasshopper mouse)
Lineage: Eukaryota; Metazoa; Chordata; Mammalia; Rodentia; Cricetidae
Gene: Nmt2
Product: N-myristoyltransferase 2
Exons: 14
Coding region: 134-1723 (529 amino acids)
Biological process (GO): N-terminal peptidyl-glycine N-myristoylation
Cellular component (GO): cytoplasm
Molecular function (GO): glycylpeptide N-tetradecanoyltransferase activity
Source: RefSeq, a predicted model, not a curated record
UGGGCGUGGCCUCCGGCUCCAGACUAGGAGCCCGAGGGUGGGCGGCACUAGAGGGAGCCGCGGCCGCGCCCGCCCUGUCGCGCCUUGCUUGCCGCUCGGAGCGCCGCCUCCCCAGCCGCUCGGAGCCGCCGCGAUGGCGGAGGACAGCGAGUCUGCGGCCAGCCAGCAGAGCCUAGAGCUGGACGACCAGGACACGUGCGGGAUAGACGGAGACAAUGAGGAGGAGACGGAGCACGCCAAAGGAAGCCCUGGAGGGGAUUUGGGAGCAAAAAAGAAAAAGAAGAAACAGAAGAGAAAAAAGGAGAAGCCGAAUUCUGGGGGUACCAAGUCUGACUCUGCAUCUGACUCCCAAGAGAUUAAAAUUCAGCAGUCUUCAAAACACAACGCCAUCUGGCAGCAGAUUUCAGCGGGAGCAGCCAUGGGUGGUGAUACUAUGGAAGGUGAAUGGAUAGAUUUAAGAAUGUAUCAUAAGAAUCCCACCAUCCCUAUUCAGAAGCUACAGGACAUCCAGAGAGCAAUGGAGCUGCUGUCUGCAUGCCAAGGCCCAGCCAGGAACAUUGAUGAGGCCACAAAGCGCAGAUACCAGUUCUGGGACACACAGCCAGUGCCCAAAUUGAAUGAAGUCAUAACAUCUCAUGGUGCAAUUGAACCAGACAAGGACAAUAUCCGCCAGGAACCGUAUUCUUUGCCACAAGGUUUUAUGUGGGACACUUUAGACUUGAGUAAUGCUGAAGUGCUCAAGGAGUUGUACACAUUGCUGAACGAGAAUUAUGUGGAAGAUGAUGACAAUAUGUUCCGCUUCGACUAUUCACCUGAGUUUCUCUUGUGGGCUCUGCGUCCCCCAGGCUGGCUUCUGCAAUGGCACUGUGGGGUCCGAGUGUCUUCAAAUAAAAAGCUAGUAGGUUUCAUAAGUGCCAUUCCAGCAAACAUCCGAGUUUAUGACAGUGUGAAGAGAAUGGUAGAAAUCAACUUUCUUUGUGUCCACAAGAAACUGAGAUCAAAACGGGUAGCCCCAGUGUUGAUUCGAGAAAUAACUAGAAGAGUGAACCUAGAAGGGAUCUUCCAGGCUGUGUAUACUGCCGGAGUGGUUCUUCCUAAGCCUGUGGCCACAUGCAGGUAUUGGCACCGAUCCCUAAACCCCAGGAAACUGGUCGAGGUGAAAUUUUCUCAUUUGAGUAGAAACAUGACCUUACAGAGAACGAUGAAGCUCUACAGACUUCCGGAUGUUACAAAGACUUCGGGUUUGAGACCAAUGGAACCGAAAGACAUCACAGCAGUCCGAGAACUAAUCAACAGCUACUUAAAGCAGUUUCAUCUAGCUCCAGUGAUGGAUGAAGAGGAAGUGGCCCACUGGUUCCUCCCCAGGGAGCACAUCAUUGACACAUUUGUGGUGGAGAGCCCCAGUGGGAAGCUGACUGAUUUCCUGAGCUUCUACACACUCCCCUCCACGGUUAUGCACCACCCAGCUCACAAGAGCCUCAAGGCUGCCUAUUCCUUCUACAACAUUCACACAGAGACACCUCUGCUGGACCUAAUGAAUGAUGCGCUCAUUAUAGCCAAGUUGAAAGGGUUUGAUGUAUUCAAUGCACUAGACUUGAUGGAAAAUAAGACCUUCUUGGAAAAACUCAAGUUUGGUGUAGGAGACGGCAACUUACAGUAUUAUUUGUACAACUGGAGGUGUCCAGGGACAGACUCGGAAAAAGUUGGACUUGUUCUACAGUAGAUGGAUAUGUUACUUCUAGAAGGCUGACAUUCUUAUUUGUUAAUAUUCUAUUUAGUGAGUCCUGGAACUGCCAUUCCAAAGAAGAAUAAAAGCACAAGUUGAGUGAAAUUGAAGUAGUUGCUAACAAUCAGAACAGAUGGCCAAUAGUACACAUUUCUAGUUAGGAUGUUGAGAGCCAAACUCUGCUGUUGAUUGAUGUGUGGGAGGGAUGAAGGUGUCCACAGAGCUCUUGUGGUAAAGAGAGGAUGUUGUCCUUCCACUCUAGAAGUGGGACUGCUUCUCUAUGAACCAAACAGAAGUGGUGGCAUCAUGUUAAGAAAACCUUUGCUGUUAGGAGAGUCACUGCUGCUUUUCUGUUUGUUAAGUGGUGAUAUACUUGUAUAACAGAACAAGGAUCCAUAUGUGUAUCACCUUACAUGAUGCUACUGGGAAUGUUUAUAGAAUUGACAUGUGGUAGACAAUUACGUAUGGAGCAAUAUGAAAAUGUACCAGUGACUUAGCACAUUUAUUAUUCCAUAAGCAUAGUAGCCAAAUCAGCAUCAUGGAGGUCUAUCCCAUAAGCAUAGUAGCCAAAUCAGUAAAUAUGCAGGUUUGUCCUUUGCUCUUCAGCAGGUUAGUGGAUUGUUUCAAAAGCAAAGUUUGGGGCAAAUGUUCAGCAUGCUCACUAAAGAGUACACACCUGACUGACCAGACCUUGUGGCUGCUUGCAGUCUCGUUUCUCAGCACUGACAAGGAUGUGUGAGGGAAGUAAAAGCUCUAAGGUCAGAUUUAAUGCCCAGAGGAGUAUAGUAGUGCUGUCAGACACAGAUGGUCUGAAUGUUUUUAUUAUGCAAAAUUGCACAUGUUCCUUUAUGCUGACUUUAAUUUAUCAUGAAAAUUGUCAUGCUAAUGGAAAAUGUCUUACUUGUAAAUACGUAUUCAUAAUUUUGUUACUGAUGUUGUUUUUACCUAGAAUUUGAAAAACAAGUUUCACAGUGUACAUAUAUGUAUAUGCUGCCACUAUCCAAGGGAAAAAUAAAAUACUAAACAAGGCCAUUGUACAGACUGGCCUUUGAGUCAGAUGCCACUAAGUAGAUACUUCUUCCUGCCUUUACUCCAGUGCCUCUGCUCCGGUCCAGAACGCUACUUUAGAUAACAUGGCAUUUCCUUCCCGGCUAGAAAGGACUCACCAAACGUUACUUUUAGGUCGAGUCUCAUCUGUUGGCUGUUCUGUACAGCUCACAAGCUGACAGUGGUCAUUAAUGUUUGGAAUGGUUGGGGGAAAUGGCCCAAAGAAUGACAUUUGUAGCAUGCAAAUCUUAUGAAGUUCAAGUUUUAUCAGAAUACAGCCACAUCUUCAUUUAUGAUCUACCUGUGGCUGUCUCAUGCUAUGAAAGGAAAUCAAGUAGUUGUGACAGACUGGAAUGUAUUGCCUGCAAAGUUAAAAUAUUUGCUGUCUGGCCUCUUAACCAUGUUUGUGGACUAAGGUCCAAAGAAGUAGGCCACAAAUUUGUGCCAUCCCUGAUAGCACCACUAAAUGGGGCAACUGGGCCUCACAAGUGGUGCAGAAGUGGGACCAGUACUGUUCCUAAAGACACAUGGCAGAUUUCUCAUUUCAUAUGGUCCAUGCCCAACUAUGUGACAUUUUUAACAGAAUACCUUCAGGAAAUAAAACUACCUAUUCAUUGGAACACUGUUUAGAAAGACAGCAUUAGGUAAGCAAGUUUAGUGAAUCUGGAUUUACAGCUCUUUGGAAUUGUCUCACUCAUUUUUUAUGUCUUAUACAAAUUGAGUUUUCAGGUUAAGAAUUGCCUGUCAGGAUAUUUUUUCAUGGGCUUAUUUACCUCAUGAGGAAGAAUUUAAACCAUCCCUUUAGAGAUUUGUUUACUGCACAUUGCAGUUGUUACAGAACUCAUCACUUUAAAUACACUAAUAGUUAACAUUGAUGUAUUCAUAAUUUAAGCACAUGACCAAUUGAUAUUUUAGAAAGUCAGUAACCAGUGCAACUGCUCGGAUAUAAAGUAGCUGUUAAAACCAAAUAUAAAUGCAACAGUCUCCAGAGUUGUUUUUAAGUUAUACUGCCCUGUCUUUAUAUCCAAAAUGUGUGCUAUAAGGGUUUCUUUUCUUCAAAAAAUGGAAAUUUGUCAGUAAAUGGAACAAAGGUGGCACAGCCCAUGAGUUCAACCAGAACUUGGGGUGAAAAACGUUGUCAUAUCCUAAUUACUUGCUCCUAAAUUACAAAAUGACUUUCCAGACACAUGGUAGAUUUCACAUCCAAGCACUGACAGCUCCAUUUCCUAGCCUGAAAGACCCAUUGAAUCUCUUGCUACAUUUCACCUAAGUUACUACUGUAAUUUCUGCUGUUAGUUUUGGAAGUCUUUUGUGUGUUUGUGUGUGUGUUUUGUUUUGGUGCUGGGGAUCAAGCCAGGGAUUGUGUGCUAAUAAGUACAUGUUCUACCACAGAGCUGUACCCCUAUUGUACUUCUGAUAGAUGUUCAGUAUUGCAAGGAACUUAAUGAUGUGCAGGGAGGGAAUUCUUUUGAAAUAACAUAUCAGGUUUUUUUUUUUUUUUUUUUUCUGUAUCAGUCAAGCCUUUCUCCAAGCCUGUGUCAAGCUUACCUACAAAGAAAGCCAAAUUAACUACAAAAAAUGGUAUGCUGCUUUUGAAGACAGUGUGCUGCUUAGCAUUUAGUGUCUCCCUUAACAACUAGGACCAGUUGUUUCAUCCACCUUAUUAGACCAUGUCUGUGGCCCAUUUUCCAAGUUUGGUAGAGAAAUGUUAAGUGCUGUAGGAAACUGAUGUUCUUGCAAGCAAACAUUGUACCAGCCUUGAAAGCAGUGAAUUUAUACACGCAUGGACAUUAGUCUCAAUAAACUUCGGUUUUGUUAAUCAUU